AUGGACCCUGAACUACAAGCCAUUCGCGAGGCAAGACUGCAAGAACUCAAACAGCACUCCGGUUCUUCCAGCAAUGCACCUGCGGACCAAAAGCCCGCUGGUGAAUCGGUAGCCGCGCUGCUUCAACCACAAGCUCUCGAGCGCCUAUCUCGAGUGUCACUGGUCCGCCCGGAUCGCGUGCGCGCCGUUGAGGCAUAUCUCCAGCAGCUUGCCGCCAGAGGCCAGAUUUCCCGCAAAGUGACCGAAGAAGAGAUUGUGGAAAUCCUCAACGGUGUAGCCCGCGAUGAAAACCGGAAGAACAAUACCAAGAUCAUCUUUGAUCGUAGGGAUCAAUUUCCAGUGGAUGGUGCCAAUGCCGCCAAAUCCGUCACGGACGACGACGACGAUGACGACGACUUUUUUGAUUAG
Molecule: messenger RNA, 408 nt
Organism: Lachancea nothofagi CBS 11611
Lineage: Eukaryota; Fungi; Ascomycota; Saccharomycetes; Saccharomycetales; Saccharomycetaceae
Source: the annotation of a GenBank genome assembly